GAUGGUUACUAGAAAGCUGCAGGACCACGCUUUCCUAGCGCACCUUCCAAGGUACUUUGGAGCCCGAUUCCCCCAGAAAAAUACCCCCGAUAUGGAGGUAACGGAAAAGGUCUUCCAGGGUCUACGUCAGUUGGCAACGUGGAUCCUGGGGCCUGUGUCAACCCUAUGGGAUCUCCUAAAGUUCUUUAACCAGAAUGUUCAGCUUUCUCAGGACUGUGUGGUACAUGAAAGUUCUGUGGCAGGCAUGCGCCACUUGUGUAGGGACCAAGGGUGGAACGUUCCUGUGAAAUUUUCCCUACAUCCUUUGAACUCUCCAGCCUGUUUAAAACAGUGGCGGGUGCUGUUGCACUUACUCAACUUUGUGAGUCCAGACCAGAGAAGUGAGUUCAGACUGUUCCUAGUUCCAGUGCCAUAUUAUUCCCGUUGGACCAAUGAGGAACAGGCCCCACAGGAGUUUGACCAGGAGCUAUUAGUGAUGGACUCACCUGAGCCCAUGUGGCAGGCUGAAGAUCGGCUGGCUAUGAAUGAGACCACGGGGUUGCCUGAAGACUGGGUAGCCACGACGGAAGCCAUGUGGCUGACUGGGGAUCAAGUGGAAGAGCCUACCCAAGGACAAGGUGGGUUAGACCAUCUGUUUGAUGCCCACUUCAACCUGGACAGGGCUUGGGAGAGCACUUCACAGUCUUUUGACAGGACAUGGAAGGGGACCUCCCAGGAGCUGAUAGAGGCCGUCCCAGAAGUUCGCCAUCGACUUGAACAUUUGCCAGUGUGGAGGGUGCAGGUAUGUUGUGACCCCCACACCUACCCAAGCAAGAUCAGCAUUGACCCUAGAUAUAAGACGGCAGUGGGGCUCCACCCCAAAGAGGCCCCCUACCUCAACGACCAGGUAUUCCGGGAUUUGUUGCGAUUUUGGAGGGAUGACCACUGCAUUGUUGGCGAGUUAGGGCUGGACCACUCAGCCCCAGCGAAAGAGUGGAAGACACAAGAAGCGGUGUUAAGAGAACUCUUGCCAUACAUCCCGUCUGGGCGUCCGGUAGUCUUACAUGUUUGCGGACCAGAAGGAGAUGAGGAGGCAGGGACGACCCACACCCGGACUAUUAGAAUCCUGAGAGAAAUCCUGCCCCAAGAUCAACCUAUUCAUGUUCACUGCUUCACCGGGAAUGAAGAAACUGUUCGGGAGUGGUUGGAUGUUUUCCCACAGACCUACUUCGGUUUCACCGCCAGAGCGAGGAUGUUCACCCAGGACCAGUUUGAGGGAUUGAAAGCUGUCCCCGGAAACAGGGUGCUGUUGGAAACAGACUCUCCUUGCAUGCCGCCAGUUGGAUAUAGAACCAAUUCCCCGACAUUGUUAUGUCUGGUGGCGGAUGUCGUGGCUGAGGCGAGGGGCAUCACGACUGAGGAAGUGCUCUGGGCCACCAACAACAACGCUGCUCGAUUUUUUGCCCUGUAGAACACUGUUGGUCUUACCCAGUGGUAGGAUGACACUUGAGUAAUGUGUGCAAGAGAAUGUUGGUCCUACCCAGUGAUAGGAUGGGACUCCAGUAAUGUGUAUAAUAGACUGUCGGACUGACCCAGUGAUAGGGUGGGAUUUGAAUUUGAGAGCAGAAGACUGACUGCUCAUAUGGAUGUGUGAGAGAAGGAGUGACCCCUUGAUAAGAGUGUGAAAAUUGUACCCCCAAAGUGGACAGUCGAGGGAAGACCUCUUGCCUGUGUGACAGACCAAAGAGGUGUGUAGUGGCGACAUAGUGUCCUUCCCGUGGAGAGAGCCUAGAAAACGGGGAGGGAUAUGAUCACCAGCACCAAUCAUCUUUACUAGAGGUCAAAGCCAUGACCUGGGACAAAAGGUGCUGGAAGCAACUGACAAGUCUAUGGAAGCCAUUUUUUGAUCGGAUGAUAUGGUUUCCCCAGCCCCUUUGCCUUGUCCUGCCCCUUGUUUAGGAGGUGUAGGGGACUGUUAUUAUAUAUACCCUUAGGGUUUUUAGUAUUACAGACUUAUGGGUGGUUCAUAUUUAACACGCUCAACCAAACGCUGAAGAUGAC
Haliotis rubra (blacklip abalone) is the source of this 2040-nucleotide messenger RNA. RefSeq lists its product as uncharacterized. The transcript has 2 exons. The record is from RefSeq and is a predicted model, not a curated record. Gene Ontology annotation, molecular function: hydrolase activity, acting on ester bonds. Bases 2 to 1450 code for a protein of 482 amino acids. Lineage: Eukaryota; Metazoa; Mollusca; Gastropoda; Lepetellida; Haliotidae.